This is a messenger RNA of Propithecus coquereli (Coquerel's sifaka), 1209 nucleotides long. RefSeq names its product GATA binding protein 2 (gene GATA2). The transcript has 3 exons. The record is from RefSeq and is a predicted model, not a curated record. NCBI's taxonomy places the organism in Eukaryota, Metazoa, Chordata, Mammalia, Primates, Indriidae. Gene Ontology annotation, biological process: positive regulation of angiogenesis; negative regulation of transcription by RNA polymerase II; positive regulation of miRNA transcription. Gene Ontology annotation, cellular component: nucleus. Gene Ontology annotation, molecular function: RNA polymerase II cis-regulatory region sequence-specific DNA binding; DNA-binding transcription factor activity, RNA polymerase II-specific. Bases 1 to 1209 code for a protein of 402 amino acids.
AUGGAGGUGGCGCCCGAGCAGCCGCGCUGGAUGGCGCACCCCGCCGUGCUGAACGCGCAGCACCCCGACUCUCACCACCCGGGCCUGGCGCACAACUACAUGGAACCCGCGCAGCUGCUGCCCCCCGACGAGGUGGACGUCUUCUUCAACCACCUGGACGCGCAGGGGAACCCCUACUACGCCAACCCGGCCCACGCGCGGGCGCGCGUCUCCUACAGCCCCGCGCACGCCCGCCUGGCCGGAGGCCAGAUGUGCCGGCCACACCUGCUGCAUAGCCCGGGCUUGCCCUGGCUGGACGGGGGCAAAGCAGCCCUGUCCGCGGCGGCCGCUGCGCAUCACCACAAUCCCUGGACCGUGAGCCCCUUCUCCAAGACCCCUCUGCACCCCCCAGCGGCCGGGGCCCCCGGGGGCCCCCUGUCCGUGUACCCGGGGCCCGCGGGUGGGAGCGCGGGGGGCGGCGGCAGCUCGGUGGCUCAGUCUGCGCACUCUGGCUCCCACCUCUUCGGCUUCCCGCCCACGCCCCCCAAAGAAGUGUCCCCGGAUCCCAGCACCACGGGGACCGCGUCCCCUGCGUCAUCUUCCGCGGGGGGCAGCGCGGCACCCCGAGGGGAGGACAAGGAUGGAGUCAAGUACCAGGUGGCGCUGACCGACGGCAUGAAGAUGGAAGGUGGCAGUCCCCUGCGCCCCGGCCUGGCCGCCAUGGGCCCCCAGCCCGCCACACACCACCCCAUCGCCACCUACCCCCCCUACGUGCCAACCGCGGCCCACGACUACGGCGGGGGGCUCUUCCACCCCGGUGGCUUCCUGGGGGGCCCGGCCUCCAGCUUCACCCCCAAGCAGCGCAGCAAGGCGCGCACCUGCUCAGGUAAAAGCAGCCCCCCACCCCCCGGGGACUUAGAGGACACGGGGACAGUGAACAGGCCGCUGACCAUGAAGAAGGACGGAAUCCAGACGAGGAACCGGAAAAUGUCCAAAUCCAAGAAGAGCAAGAAGGGGACAGAGUGUCUGGAGGAUCUGACCAAGUGCAUGCAGGACAAGCCGUCCCCCUUCAGCGCGGCCGCGCUGGCCGGACACAUGGCCCCCGUGGGUCACCUCCCGCCCUUCAGCCACUCGGGACACCUCCUGCCCACCCCGACGCCCCUCCACCCUUCCCCCAGCCUCCCGUUCGGCCACCCGCACCCGUCCAGCAUGGUGACCGCCAUGGGCUAA